Mucor velutinosus is the source of this 732-nucleotide messenger RNA. RefSeq lists its product as uncharacterized. The transcript has 3 exons. The record is from RefSeq and is a predicted model, not a curated record. Bases 1 to 732 code for a protein of 243 amino acids. Gene Ontology annotation, molecular function: oxidoreductase activity. NCBI's taxonomy places the organism in Eukaryota, Fungi, Mucoromycota, Mucoromycetes, Mucorales, Mucoraceae. Gene Ontology annotation, cellular component: cytoplasm.
AUGACUGGUAAGGUUUAUGUUGUCACUGGUGCUUCCAGGGGUAUUGGCUUGGAGUUUGUCAAGCAGAUCGCCUCGGAAAACGACCUUGUAUUUGCUUGUGCACGCAAUGUGAGCAACUCAAAAGAGCUUGUUGAUUUGGCUGCAGAGAACAAGGAUAAUAUCAUCCCCAUCACAUUGGAUACCACCAAUUUGGAUACCAUCAAUUCUGCUGUAGCAGAGAUCACUGAAAAGGCACCUGAAGGUAUCGAUGUUCUCAUCAAUAAUGCUGGCAUUGGAAGUACGCGCGACUACAAUAUCGAGACAGUACCUCAGGAGGAAUUUACUAGAGUGAUUAAUACCAACGUGAUUGGCACGUCCAAUGUCACCCAACGAUUCAUCCCCUUACUUCGUAAGCGCGGUGAGCAGCAACUCAAGAAGAUUGUCAACAUUUCCUCCAUUAUUGGCUCAAUCACAGCCAUGGAUGGCUCCAGAGGGUCUGGCCAAGGCCCAGUUUAUGGUAUAUCAAAGACGGCCUUGAACAUGCUGACUCGCUUGACAGCCAAUCAUUUGAGAAGCGAGAAUUUCAUAGUGUUUGCUAUUCAUCCUGGGUGGGUUUCCACUGAUCUCGGAGGUGCAUCAGCUCCAGUUACAAGUCAAGAGUCGGUGAAGGGUAUUCUAAACAAGAUUCAGCAUUGCCAAUCCAAAGACUGUGGCGAGUUUUUUGAUUUUACUGGAGCAUCAUUGAAUUGGUAG